AUGCUAGCAAAAUCACUUCCAAAACUUAACUUUUGGUCAAAUGCAAGACUGUCGACUUCAUGUUCGGCCCGUACGCUUUUAGUUGGUUUAGCUCAACGCCGUGGGUAUGCUGCAGCACAAUUCAAUAAUUCCACGGCAUCGGAACAGGCUAAAAAAACGGCCAAGACGAAAACCUCACCUUUAUGGCCGAAAAUCAAGGCUUUCACUUCUUUCACCGUCUCUGGAGCUCUUGUAGUGGGUGCAUCUGGCUUGGCUGGACUAGUAAUCUACCUUUUGCUUCAAGAGCUCUUCUCGCCCUCUGGAGAUACCAGGUUAUUCAAUAACGCUGUUUCAAUGGUGGAAUCAGAUCCGGAGGCUCGUGAGCUUUUGUUGUGUAACGACUCCGGAAAGUCUAAAGAGCGGUUGAAGGCGUACGGUGAACUGUUGACUGACGACCGUUGGACCAGAAACAGACCCAUCCUUUCUACAAGACGCAUAGGCAAAGACGGUAGAGAACAUCAUUAUCUGCGGUUCCAUGUGGAGUCUAAGCAAAAGCUGGCCCUGGUACAUGUCGAGGCACGCGAAAGUGACAAGAAUUACACCCCAGACUUGGUUUCUAUGUACAUGGAUAUUCCAGGCGAAAAACGUUACUAUUUCAUCAAACCUCAAGUUUCAAUCGCCAAACCGAAGGGGUUUUUAGGCGUAAACUGGGGCCCUAAGACCUAA
Messenger RNA from Lachancea lanzarotensis, 705 nucleotides. It is a transcript of the gene TIM21, whose product is annotated as LALA0S08e07976g1_1. Gene Ontology annotation, cellular component: TIM23 mitochondrial import inner membrane translocase complex. Gene Ontology annotation, biological process: protein import into mitochondrial matrix. Lineage: Eukaryota; Fungi; Ascomycota; Saccharomycetes; Saccharomycetales; Saccharomycetaceae. The record is from RefSeq and is a predicted model, not a curated record. The transcript has a single exon. The coding region runs from base 1 to 705 and encodes 234 amino acids.